Molecule: messenger RNA, 1266 nt
Organism: Laccaria bicolor S238N-H82
Lineage: Eukaryota; Fungi; Basidiomycota; Agaricomycetes; Agaricales; Hydnangiaceae
Exons: 2
Coding region: 1-1266 (421 amino acids)
Source: RefSeq, a predicted model, not a curated record
AUGCAGAGCCCUGGUCUUGAAACACCUUUCGACCAGGACAUUUCCCCUGCUCCGGACGAACCGCCAAGCACCCACUGGGAUCUCCAUCUUUCAGUCACACGCACGCACGGGAACCGCACCCUCCCCACCUCAUCUCCCCAAUGGAAAGCUCUCCGAGCCGAGGUCCUCCUUCGUGAUGAUCGCACCUGCUCAGCAUGCGGCUACGUAUCCCCACACCCCAAUGGCCGUUCGAUGGUCAUCGAUCACGCAGACGGAGACGCAUCGAACAACGAUCCUACCAAUUUGAGGAUACACUGCCCACCAUGUGAGGCGGUGAGGCAUUGUGGCUUUGCUGGCAUGCGCGGCUGGCUUGUUGUUGGCGAGUCGACUAUGGAGCAGGUUGAUAUCGUUCGUAAGACGAGGGGGAUGUUUGAGAGUACGGGUACCGUUCCCCAUCCGAAAGUUGUCGAUCCGUCGGCGAUACCUGGUGAUGUUGAUGUGUUGGAGCUCGCGAACAUGAUGCUGGAGACACCUUGGGAGGAUUUGCCGCCGGAGCGCCGACGGUUGAGAGGCUUUUUUACGGGUCACAGCUCGAAUCUUUUUCAAAAGACGAUGCUCACAGGCAACCAGGAUACGAAUGACUCUGGAGGUGACCUAGGCAAAGCACCAGUCAACGAGUCAGAUCGAAGAGCAGCAGAGAUUGUGGCGGUCGAGACUAGUCUUCCGUGGAUCGGCUUCUCAAAGGAAUUCCACAAAUCUUCCCAAAAAUUUCUCGAUUCAUGGCCCCCGUCUAAAACAUUGAACACAAAAGUUGCUUGGAUAUGUGUGGACAACGAUCGAGCAGUCAAAAUGGAAGACGAGGAGUCGCUCGAUCGAGAUGGUCUUUCUACUGCAUGGGACAAGAUUUGCGCUGAAGGCCCGGUUACAUUAUCGCAAAUCGAUAAAUUAGCAGAAGAGUUCAAUGUCCUUUGGGGCAAGUGGCUCGUGUUCGUUCCAACAGAUCGAGUUGACGCCCUGUGGGGACGGAUCGUGAAGGCGACACUUGCCGGUACGAUGGGUUGCAGCGCGAAGGUAUCUCCUUGCGAUGAGGGGAAUCCUCGUUACCGACAUGUGAUCUGCGUGUAUAAUUCAGACUACAGGUCGAAAGCAGAGGUGGACAAGCUACGAGAUGGACUUCGUCGGCUGGGCGUGAAGGAGCGUAUUGGAUAUAAACCAGACAUUUAUACAUAUUGUCGGAUAUAUAUGGGCAAUAGUUGGGGUAUUCCGCCUUCGCGAUAUCAUAGUUGA